Caenorhabditis auriculariae is the source of this 3806-nucleotide messenger RNA. The record is from the annotation of a GenBank genome assembly. Lineage: Eukaryota; Metazoa; Nematoda; Chromadorea; Rhabditida; Rhabditidae.
AUGCCAAGAAAAAGAUUAACUUUCGGCGAGGAAAAGGGCGUCCGGCCUGCGCGGUUAUCCGAUGGCGAAAACCACGGCCGGUCGGGUGAAGAACAACAGAGGGGUAUAAAAAGAAUGGCGCUUGUUAGGUCAAAUGAAGAGUCUGCGGUCCGGAUCCGGCAUUCCAGGUUUAAAUCGAGGUUUGGCCUGGGGUGCUGAGGCUAACAUGACCGCGACUCUUUUGAAAUUUUGCAAAGGUUUUUUUCUCAAUUAAUCUUUUUGUAUUUUUUUCAAACAAUUCUAUAAAUUUAAAAAAAGGUUUUAUUUCUUGAGGAAUGUUUUUUAUAAAAUUCGAUAGGAGAUACUAUCAAAAUUCGUAAACCGUUAUUUUUUGAAAAAAGGCUGACAAAGAAAAAAAAAAUUGUGGCUCAAAAAGUUAGGCGUUCAGCUGAAGGCUCAAUCUCCCGAGCCGUAUUUUUAUCUAUUUUGCGCAUUUACGAACAGUUUUUCAAAUGCUUCCCUGCUGCUAAGCCUGGGGUAGACCAUGAAAUAGGGAAUUAUUUUUUUUCUCUUGAUAGAGUAUAUCAGUUUGAAAUGUCCAACAUCAAAAAAAAAACCAAGAGCUUUAAGAUUUUCAAUCCGAGCCGCGCAAGGUCUACUCCCAGUAUCUCUACAGUGAAAAUCGAAAAAAGCAAAUGAUAUGAAGUUUCUCAGCAAAAUUAAUUAUUUCAAAGAACUUGCUAUGUCGUUUCUUCCGAUGAUAUUUGACGUGUGAUACUUUUUUUUUGAAUAUCACUGGAAAAUUUGAAAUUUUUGAAAAUCUCCCUCCAAAGUAUUCGCAAAAAAAAAUGUUCAAAUAGCAAUGAUAACGUAAUAAAUUUGAGUUACGAGAGGAAAACAAGAGCGUGAGGUUGCAUAUGAUAAAGUGCACGUGCUCCCGGCUCAUUUCCUAGUCUUGCGCGAUUUUCGACGCUCACAAACUUAUCCUCCGUAUUCCGUUGCUUUUCCUGGCGGAAAUAUUCUCUUGGGAUCAAUUUAUGAACGGAAAUUUGAAAAAAUUGUUAUUUUUUCUCUUUCUAUUUCCUAUCAUAACCACGAUUCUUUUUAAUAGAAAGAGUAUUUUGGAAAAACUUUUUGUGUUCUUAAAAUUGAGCUCAUCUUAUCAUCUUUAUUUUUUUUCUACUUUUUUUCAUCCAAAAAUUCGUUUUUUUGACUUUAUUCAAAUUUAAAUUUUUUUCUAGUCUAUCGCAAAACUUCCAAAAAUUUUUUUGUAUUCGUUUUUUUGAUAUAGAGAAGGCCAUUUUACCUUGCGGUUGGGAAGUUUUUUUGAAAAAUUUGCCAGAACUUUUCUUGGUGUACCAGAUGAAAACUUUGAUAGUCUCAGCUUGCACAAAAUCUCAGUUUUUGAGGAAUAAAGACCGAAAGUCUCGAAAUAGCCUAUUCUGAUGGAUUUAGAGAAUUUCAUUUAAUUUUGAGGCGUCCUUUUUUGAAAAUGAGGAAGUUGUGCAGGUUGAAAAAUUUAGAUUCUUCUUCUGGUAUAUCAAAAAAUGAUCUGGCUAGUUUUCAGGAAAAUCCCAACCGCAAAGUAAAACGAACUUCCUUGUUAAAUAAUAAAAACCUACUUUUUUCACUUCUGUGCUGCUUUUACUUCAAAAAAGUUUGUUUUCUCCCAAUCCUCCAUCAAUUGCUUAUUUCAGUGUCUGAAAAAACUCUACAAAAUCAAUUAUAUUUGUAUUCAUCAAGAGUUCUAAGAAAUGGCUAAAAACGAUUUUCAAUGCACUUGAUAAAAAAAUGCUAAAAGUUUGAAAAAAAGAAGCUUCGAUGGCCAUUUACUGGGCAACUUUGUAAAAAAACCAGGCAAUUUUUUUCUUGUGGUAAAAGUUUUCAUGUGCCUUGAAAAAUUCAAAAUUUUACCUAAAAAAAGCCUGUUUUUUUAAUGAUGUUCAAGUAUUGAAAAAUCAUGUCAAGAAGUGACUUUCAUCGGAUUUACAUUGUUUUUCCCCCAAACUUCCUCGAUUCCAAUUCAACAGUGUGAGAAUCGGACCCAGAAGAAGCUUGGUACCGUUGAGGACAAAAAGACGCGUUUUGUGUUCCCUCGACGAUUCGCUCCAGCCUGGCAGGCGAGGCGAACGAAAGGGAUUCCGCCUAGGCGGAGGUUGUCCGUGCCUCUCUGCGGGCUCCGCGAUCAGCGGCCUCUCUCGUCGGGGCCGUCCCGCGUCCUCAGUUGCGUCUGUUUGUCGGUGACCUCUCCCUCUCUCUUUUGCCGCACCACAGCGUGGUACGCGCUGCUAGCCGCGUCGCGUUUCUUUUCCUCUACCCUCUUUCCAAGUCUUCUGAUCAAUUUACAAAUACGCUUUUUUUUCUAUUUAUAUUUUUGAGUUACGAUUCCAUGUUUCUUAUCCUCCCUCCCAACGAUUUUCUGUUUCAUUCAAGCUUUAUGUUUCAUUCAACAUCAUGCUGACAUUUCCAAUUGAGAAUAUAUUUCCUAGAAAUUUAUCUGACUCUUGACAUCUUGUACUUUUAUCACUGCCAUUUGCAGUUCUAUCUGCAAUUUUCCAAUCUAUUUGCACAUAUCAUAACGCUAUCUACUCGAGAAACUUUGAAGCUUUCUUAGAUUGUGAAAUGAAUUUCCGCUCUCACAAAGAUUUCCUAUUCUUCUCAAACGUUUCCAGUUUGUUAACGAGUUUAUAACUUCGUUAUUUCUUAGCUAUUGGUCUUUUCUUUCUCAUAGAUUUCCAACUUUUCAACUUUUUCGAAACAGCGUUUCAAUCGUCAUGCUGAUUUUGAGCCAUUUUAUGAAAUUUUUUUGUACGAUUUCGAUUUUUUAGAGUUCGGUGUUUUGGUUUUUUCAAAUAUUAUUUGGCACAUGGAUUUCAUUUUUCUAAACCCUCGUGAAAAUUUUCUCUCAAAAGUACAGAAAUAAGAUUGAUUUGGGUUUUCAUCCGUAGGUUUUAAUGAAUGAGCUAUAACUUCAAAUUUUCACAAAUCGUUUCUCAAAAAUAUUGCAAAAUCAAAGAAAAAUGAAAAAAAAAUUAUGUUUUUCAUAAAAAAAAGACCCCGCUUUUAAUGUUUGAAGUUGACAGUUUCCUUCAUUUUUGCCCAUGAUCCUUAGAAAAAAUAUGAUAAAAUUUGAUGAUUUAUCUUUUUAAAGCUGAAGAUUUUGUAGUAGCAACGUUAUUUUUUUCAUUUUUUGCUUACUAAGAAGUUUUCCAAAAUCCUACCGAAAUUUCCACUCUGUCGGUAUUUUCGCUCUCUUGGAAUAAUCUGAAAUGCAAAAAUGUCCAAAAAUUGCACUACCUUGUAUUUCGCCAUUUGGACUUCAAACGUUAUUAUCUUUUCUGAAUGUAUAUUAUCUUCAAAGCGUUUACGUUUCCAUGGAAACAUGUUAUCUGCAAUUUUAAUUGGAAAUACACUUGCUCAACAAUUACAGCAUUUGCCUCUGACACAAGCUGAAAAUCUAGAGAAAGGCACUUUGAUCACUUUCGUCAAGCACUCCAUUUCAUUUACACGAAAAUGCAUUUUUUGUUGUUGGAGGAGAAACUUUUCUGUCUCUAACCUCUUUCGACGUCAUCAUGACUCACUUUUCUUUUGUCGGCCUCGCCCUUGAAUAUAUUUGUCAAUUUUUUGCUCGAAAAACUUGUGAAAUUCCAAUUUGUUGCAGGAACGAGCCCUUCGUGGCAAUUCACUCCUCUCCAGGAGCUUCUUCCAUCAGAAACUCUCCAAAGGAGAACACUAAUACGGGACAAUCCAAGUUGAAUCAAGUCCCGAGGAAGACUUGCAAAAGAGAAGAAAAGCGACAAUUUGAUCUCGAUCGUCUUCGGCUUUAA